AUAGCCACAUAAAAAAUGGCGAUGAUAUUUUGCAACACUCUCUACUCUUCUUCUUCUCCAUCAUAUCUCUCGCCGUUAACUUCAAAACCGUCGCGAUUCUCAAAGAAUCUCAGACCUCGAGCUCAAUUCCAGUCCAUGGAAGACCACGACGAUCACCUCCGCCGAAAAUUUAUGGAGUUCCCGUAUGUGUCACCCACGCGGAAGCAGCUCAUGGUUGAUCUCAUGUCGACGGUGGAGAAUCGCCUCCAAUCACAACUCCUUCCCUGUAACCUCCCUCCAGAUGUACGAAACUUCAAUAACCCUAACGGUUCCGCCGAAGCAUCUCUUCAUAUCAGAUCCGGCGACAAAUCUUCUCCGAUUGAUUUUGUUAUAGGAAGUUGGAUACAUUGCAAGAUCCCAACAGGAGUAUCUUUGAAUAUAACAAGCAUCUCUGGAUUCUUAAACUCAUCAACAAAAGCUCCAAACUUUGUGGUCGAACUAAUACAGAGCAGUUCCAAGUCGCUUGUGCUAAUCCUUGACCUCCCACAUCGUAAAGAUCUUGUUCUUAACCCGGAUUAUCUCAAGGAGUAUUACCAAGACACUGCUCUUGAUUCUCAUCGACAAUCUCUCCUUAAGCUACCUGAAGUUAACCCUUAUGUGUCUCCUUCUCUCUUUGUCCGUUCUGCUUUCUCUCCUACUGCUUCGAUGCUUAAGAUUGAUGCGGAGGAAGAGGAUAAGUUGGAGGAGAUAUUGAGAGAUCAUGUUAGUCCAGCUGCUAAGGAGGUUCUCGAGGUUUGGUUGGAGCGGUGUGUGAAGGAAGAAGAAGAGAAGAUUGUGGUUGGGGAAGAAGAGAGAAUGGAGUUGGAGAGAAGAGAUAAAAGCUUUAGAAGGAAGAGCAUAGAGGACGAUUUGGAUUUGCAGUUUCCGAGAAUGUUUGGUGAAGAAGUUUCCUCCCGUGUUGUACACGCUAUUAAAGAAGCUUUCGGUGUUCUCUAGAUUAUGUAACUAUAUAUAUACAUCAGUUAAUGUUCAUUGUACUAAACAUUUACUUUCAUCAAUGUCACAAGAACGCAAGAUGACCAUCAAACAAGUCCUGUUUUCUCCUAAGAACGUCUUUGUUGUGAAUCAUCUCUGAAUCGGAUUCCUUCUGAUUCAUUUUAAUACUAUGGGAUUGUAAAUUUAUCAAUCAAGUUUCUAAUUUAUCUGUAAAAAAAAGUCUUGAAUUAUUGUUUUUCUCAUGGAUUUUAAAGUUUUUUUUUCACUAUUUUACAUGGAUGUUUUGUUAAAUUUCUCGUUCUCUAGAUCAUGUCAUUUUACAUUAGCAAAACCAAUAUAAUAUAUAGAUUAAUAUUAACGAAGGAACAUAAACGUGCAAAACUAAAAGUUUUAAAGCUAAAUCGCUUUCAAAAGAGUUAGUAACCAGACAAAAAAGAGACAGAUCAUCGGCAACUAAUCUCGUCAUCGCAUGCAUCAUAAACCAAAUUAACUAAAUCAUCCAUUUAAUCCAUUUGUUCUUAUCAGAUCAUCCU
Arabidopsis thaliana (thale cress) is the source of this 1508-nucleotide messenger RNA. RefSeq names its product accelerated cell death 2 (ACD2) (gene ACD2). The transcript is spliced from 2 exons. Gene Ontology annotation, cellular component: chloroplast stroma; chloroplast thylakoid membrane. The record is from RefSeq and is marked reviewed. Gene Ontology annotation, molecular function: red chlorophyll catabolite reductase activity. Gene Ontology annotation, biological process: chlorophyll catabolic process. NCBI's taxonomy places the organism in Eukaryota, Viridiplantae, Streptophyta, Magnoliopsida, Brassicales, Brassicaceae. Bases 16 to 975 code for a protein of 319 amino acids.